This is a messenger RNA of Thamnophis elegans (Western terrestrial garter snake), 1493 nucleotides long. RefSeq names its product cathepsin L1-like. The transcript has 8 exons. The record is from RefSeq and is a predicted model, not a curated record. Gene Ontology annotation, biological process: immune response. Gene Ontology annotation, cellular component: lysosome. The coding region runs from base 224 to 1243 and encodes 339 amino acids. Gene Ontology annotation, molecular function: cysteine-type endopeptidase activity. Lineage: Eukaryota; Metazoa; Chordata; Lepidosauria; Squamata; Natricidae.
CCACAUCCUCUGUUGCGUUGGAGAGCUACUGAUGGAGGCUGCGUGGAAGCUGGGCUCGCUUCAACAAAGUUGUGGCUUUCAGCUUUGCAAAACCCAGCAAGUGGAAGCAGCGCCAGUGAAAGGAAACUGGGGCAGGAAGAGAAGGUUCAAUAGAUCUGGUGACUUUGGCCGUUGCUGAAGGCGUCUCUUUUCCUAGCCUUUUCUACGGGAAAGUGGCAGAGACAUGUUGUCAUUUUUUCGGCUCAGCGUGGCAACACUGGUCUUUCUGAAGGUAUCCUGCAGCCCCGUGGAUCUGACCCUGGAAGGAGCAUGGGAGGGAUGGAAAGAAAGCCACGCCAAAGGAUACCUGGAGGAGGAAGAAGCUUUCCGUCGGAUGGUGUGGGAGAAGAACCUGUGGAGAAUUGAACAGCACAAUUUGGAAGCCGCUCGGGGCAAACACAGUUUCCAACUGGCCAUGAACCAUUUGGGUGAUCUGACAGAUGAGGAGUUUAACCAGAUGUUGAAUGGUUUCCAGCAAAGUCGAGCCGAAGAGUACGAAGAGGGGGACACUUACUUCCAAGAAUCAGCCACAGAGGAGAUUCCCAAGCAGGUGGACUGGCGUACGAAGGGUUACGUUACUCCUGUGAAAAAUCAGGGACGCUGCGGCUCCUGCUGGGCCUUCAGUGCCACGGGGGCUCUGGAAGGGCUGCUCUUCAAGAAGACGGGGAAGCUGGUCCCCCUGAGCGAGCAGAACCUCAUGGAUUGCUCCUGGAAGCUGGGCAACAAGGGCUGCCACGGGGGCUACGUCAGCCACGCCUUCGAAUACGUUCGGCAGAAUGGAGGCAUCGAUUCGGAGCAGGAUUACCCUUACCAGGAGAAGGAUGAGAUGUACUGUCGCUACAAACCAGAAACGCGGGUGGGCAACUGCACGUCCUUAGUGCGGAUUCAGCCAGAGAACGAGACAGCUCUGGAGCAAGCUGUAGCCACCAUGGGACCGAUAUCCUUGGGUGUGGACGCUCGGAGUUUCCAGUUCCAUUUCUAUAAGUCGGGUAUCUUUGCAAGCAACUGGUGCACCCAUCGCGUCAACCACGCCAUGCUGGCCGUGGGCUACGAUGCUGAGCAGGAGGGUAACAAAACCACAAAUUAUUGGAUCCUAAAGAACAGCUGGUCCGAGAAGUGGGGCGAGCAGGGCUACAUGCGAUUGGUGAAAGGAGUUGAUAACCACUGUGGGGUAGCCAAUCAAGCUUGUUACCCAGUUAUGUAACAGAUCCAGCAUCGGUUCACCCCAAAUCUUCUCCGCUUCGGAGUUUCAUCCUUUCCAACUGAGUUGUCUCUUUGCCGGCAUCAUUGCCCCAGAUUGGAUUAAACAAUUUGAAUCAAAUUUAUUUCUUCCUGGUUUCUGAUCCUAGUUUCUCUACGGUGUGAAGAGUGCUCGGCUGUUGUUAACAGCUUCCUGGAUCUUACAAGGAGGGGUCUGCAGUUCGCAGAUUUUAAUAAAGGUUCUCUUGAGCUUG